Messenger RNA from Lycium barbarum (goji berry), 1779 nucleotides. RefSeq names its product 15-cis-zeta-carotene isomerase, chloroplastic. Gene Ontology annotation, biological process: carotene biosynthetic process. Lineage: Eukaryota; Viridiplantae; Streptophyta; Magnoliopsida; Solanales; Solanaceae. Gene Ontology annotation, molecular function: 9,15,9'-tri-cis-zeta-carotene isomerase activity. The coding region runs from base 518 to 1639 and encodes 373 amino acids. The record is from RefSeq and is a predicted model, not a curated record. The transcript is spliced from 4 exons. Gene Ontology annotation, cellular component: chloroplast.
CCACUAGCUGUCCAAAAUACCCACCAUUGAGCAUAUCUCCUUUAAGAUACCUUUCUCCCUUGCCUAAAAUCCCAAAUACACACACACAAACACACAAUAGAAAAACUCCCAUAGUCUUUCAAAAAUCCCAAAUUCACACACACAGAUACUAGAAAAAAUUCACAUGAUCUUCCAAAAAUCCCAAACUCUCACACACACUAGAAAAACUCACAUAAUCUUUCAAAACUCCCAAACUCUCUCUCUCUCUCUCUCAAACACACACACACACUACAAGAACUCACAGAAUCUUUCAAAAAUCCCAAAUUCACACACACAGACACACUAGAAAAACUCACAUAAUCUUUCAAAACUCCCAAACUCUCACACAAACACACACUAAAAAACCACACAUAAUCUUGUAAAGUCCCAAAUUCACACACACACACACCAAGAAACUCACAGAAUCUUUCAAAAAUCACUCACUCACACACACACACACACACACACAGAGAGUAGAGCUCACAUAAUCUUGUAAAACAUGGCAACUUCAAUUUUCCUCUCACACCCUCUUUCCCCUUUCUCUCCUCUAUCAAAACACCACAAAAUACCAACUCCCAAACAAACCUCAACCAUAUCAUCAUAUCACUUCAACAAACACAUACUACCAAACAACCCCACCACCAAAACACCAUUUCCCAAUUCUCUUUUUUCAUUUUCCUCAAAACCAAGAAAGCAAUUCAAUCCAAUAUCAGUAGGAAGAACACAAACAGAUGAAAAAGAUGAAAUCUUGGUUGGUGAAGAUUCAGCUGAAUUUGAGUUAUCCAAACAAAAGAUUUCAUCUUGGGUUUACUUUCUUGGAAUUCUUGGUGUUGUUCUUUAUGCUCUUAAUGUUAUUUGGAUUGACAAUUCAACUGGCUUUGGAAAAUCAUUCAUUGAUGCUCUUUCCAGUAUUUCAGAUAGCCAUGAGAUUGUAAUGCUUUCCCUUACCUUCAUUUUCGCAAUAGUCCACAGUGGUCUUGCUAGUCUUAGAGACAAAGGUGAGGAACUCAUUGGGGAGCGUGCUUUUCGUGUAUUGUUUGCUGGGAUUUCUUUGCCAUUGGCAGUCAGCACAAUUGUGUAUUUCAUUAACCACCGAUAUGAUGGAGUGCAGUUAUGGGAAUUAAAAAGCAUUGCUGGGAUUCAUGAACUAGUUUGGUUUUCCAACUUUAUUUCCUUCUUCUUCCUAUACCCGUCGACAUUCAAUUUACUGGAAGUAGCGGCUGUUGACAAGCCCAAGAUGCAUCUUUGGGAAACUGGGAUUAUGAGGAUUACCAGGCAUCCACAGAUGGUUGGGCAGGUGAUAUGGUGCUUAGCUCACACACUAUGGAUCGGGAAUUCAGUUGCAGUGGCGGCGUCAGUAGGAUUAAUCGGACAUCAUCUGUUUGGUGCCUGGAACGGGGACCGAAGGUUAGCAAUACGAUAUGGUGAGGCUUUUGAAGUCGUGAAGAAGAGAACGAGUGUCAUUCCAUUUGCAGCUAUUCUUGAUGGACGCCAAAAGUUGCCCGAAGAUUAUUACAAGGAAUUUAUCAGAUUGCCAUAUGUAUCAAUAACAGCAUUGACAUUAGGUGCUUACUUCCUCCACCCCAUUAUGCAAGCUGCCAGUUAUCGGCUACACUGGUAGCCCUGCUGUGUCACAAAACUCUCUUCAAUACAAGAAAUCGCGAGUCCGAGUUGUAUAUUUUCCAAGAUAUAUAAAGUCACUGUUGUAGAAAGCAAAGAAAGAAUAGAAAAUAUAAAGGAUUCAGUUUACUGUGUUUGGAA